Messenger RNA from Solanum stenotomum, 1020 nucleotides. RefSeq names its product phosphoglycerate mutase-like protein AT74. Gene Ontology annotation, molecular function: phosphatase activity. NCBI's taxonomy places the organism in Eukaryota, Viridiplantae, Streptophyta, Magnoliopsida, Solanales, Solanaceae. The record is from RefSeq and is a predicted model, not a curated record. The transcript has 2 exons. Bases 82 to 933 code for a protein of 283 amino acids.
ACAAACAUCAAUAGAAGUUGAUUACUGGUCUUUCUCUUUAAUAAUAAUAAUAUACCCUUUUGUACCUACCUAUCUGCUCAAAUGUCUCUCGUCAAAAUUCAAACCAACACUCAUUUGCCCAAACGCAUAAUCCUGGUCCGUCACGGCGAGUGUUCAGCAAACGCCGACAUCAAUGUGUACGGAACAACUCCAAAUCACAAAAUUGAACUGACGGAGAAAGGGAUUGAGCAGGCCAAGCAAACUGGAAUCCGAAUUAAGAAACUGAUUUCUGAAAAUGAUAACAAUUGGAAGGUUUUCUUCUAUGUUUCGCCUGCAGAGCGAACGAGAAAGACGUUGAGAGAGAUCGGCGGAUCGUUCCCAAAGAGGAGAGUGAUGGGUGUGAAGGAAGAGUAUAGGCUGAGAGAAUUGAAUUUUGGAAACUAUCAUGACCCUGCAAGUAUAGCAAAGAUUAAGAAGGAACGAGUAACGUAUGGGAGGUUUUAUUAUAGAGUACCUGGUGGUGAAACUGGAGCUGAAGUUUAUGAUCGUAUAUCAAGUUAUAUUGAAUGCUUGAGGAGGGACAUAGAAAUGAAGAAAUUCGUCUGUCAUGAUCCUUGUCAAGAAACCAACAUCAUCAUCGUUACCCAUGGACUAUCCAGUCGGAUCUUCCUCAUGAAAUGGUUCGACUGGACGAUUGAGCAAUUUGAGGAUCUCAACAGGAUGAAAACUAGUGAAUUUCAAGUGUUGCAAUUAGGGCAUGGCGGGGAAUACAGCCUAGCUUUUCAUCACGAUGACAAAAAACUUCACGAAUGGGGACUAUAUCCUGAUAUGAUAGAGGAUCAAAAAUGUAAAGCUUAUGGUCCUACAGGAGUUAAAUGGCAGGGAACUUGUGAUUCCUAUCCUUUCAUGGAUUGUUUUGCAGAAGAUUCUGAUGAUGAGAAUACUAUUAUCUAAAUUAUAAGUACUAGCUAGCUAGUAAUUAAGUAAAAUUAUGGUGUAAUUGGAUUGUUAUUAACUUUAACUCCCUCUCUGUUUUAGUCU